Messenger RNA from Sclerotinia trifoliorum, 1371 nucleotides. The record is from the annotation of a GenBank genome assembly. NCBI's taxonomy places the organism in Eukaryota, Fungi, Ascomycota, Leotiomycetes, Helotiales, Sclerotiniaceae.
GAGGGCAUGUACAUACAAUAAGCACAUAUAGUAGCAAUACAUGAGUAUAUACACACCUAGGUAGGUAUCUACUAAUGAGUAUGUCGGCUUUAAUAGAUGAAGGUACCUUCUUCUGGCUUCCAAUACUCAUAUCGGAUGUAUUCCGCUGGUCCCACUAUGUAAUCAUAUGUUCCAAAUCGAGAUCGUAAAUGAUUGAGAUAAGAAAUACACACCUUCCUGCAUACAAAUAAACACAUUCACCAAAUCUGCCAAAUCUCCCAAACAUCAGACAAGAUGGGUCUUCAAUUAGCAUGGAUUGGUCUCGGAAACAUGGGGAGAGUAAGCUUCUUCCAACCAUUCUCGAGCUACUUACCCCGCAGCAGAGACAUAAGAAACACAAGGGACUCGAGUAACAUUUUCACAGGGCAUGUGUAAGAACCUCGUAGAGAAAGGUCAACUCGAUGGCCCCCUCAUACUCUACAACCGCACAACAAAGCGUGCAGAAGAUCUCAGUGAAUCCCUUCCGUCAGGCAAAUCCGCCGUCUCUUCUUCUAUUGCAGAUCUUGUUUCCCGAUCUGAUAUCAUCUUUACAUGCGUAGGAGAUGAUGCUGCUAUUAAUGAGACAAUCGAUGAAGGCAUCAAGAAUGGUGCGGCUGGAAAACUCUUCGUUGAUUGUUCGACUGUUCAUCCAGAUACCACGGAAGGAUUAGCAAAGAAGAUUAGUGCUGCUGGAGGAGACUUCGUUGCAUGCCCAGUUUUCGGUGCUCCAGCUAUGGCAGAAAGUGGACAACUUAUUUGCGUACUUGCUGGACCAAAAGAAAGUGUAGACAAGGUGAAGCCUUACACUAAAGGAGUUAUGGGUAAAGCCAUUAUCGACUUCGGGGGACAACCAGUUGGAAAAGCCACAUUACUGAAGGUUAUUGGAAAUACCUUUGUGCUUAAUAUGGUCGAGGUUCUUUCCGAAGGUCAUGUCCUUGCAGAAAAAACUGGCUUGGGUACUGAAAAUCUUCAUCAAUUUAUCGAAGCAUUGUUCCCAGGUCCAUAUGCGGCAUAUUCGAGCAGAAUGUUAUCAGGCGAUUAUCAUAAACGGGAAGAACCAUUAUUUGCAGUUGACUUGGCAAGAAAGGAUGCAAGGCAUGCAAUGGGAUUGGCGAAGAGUGCUGGUACUCGAAUGAAGGUAGUUGAAGUUGCAGAUGCUCAUUUAGAGCAGGUGAAGAAUCACAAGGGAGAAGCUGGUGAUAUCGGUGCCAUUUAUGGAGCUGUUAGACAGGAAGCUGGCCUUAAAUUUGAGAACUAGACUGUGGAAUAUUGAUGUUGAGGAAUAAAAAAAGUCAGGGAAAUCAUAAAACUAAAAAUGUAAAUAUAUAAAUAUAUAAAUAUAUAAAUAUAUAA